AUGUCGUACAGCAACGCUUCCUACGCCUUCGUAUCACGUACGGCUUCCGAUACCAUGGACUACAGACCGGAGAACUGCCUUCAAAGCACCUCGUACUCGUGCUACAGAAUGCCACGCCUCUUCCUUCCCGGCGCAGAGGCCCUCCAAUGGACACGCCCGAGCCGUAAUGGUUGCGUGGAAAAAGACGAAAAGUCUUACUGGAUGUGUUGGCUUACCGUCAUGCACUCCGCGUCAAAAAGGCUUACCCCUCUUCCCUGUCAUGACCUGCUGUUCACCCUGUUUUCAUCAUCCGGGCUCCCUCUUGGUACCGUUGUUACUCAUCUGAUCACCCCUGAUGAUGAAAUGUCUACGCUGACUACAUUGAAAUACUCUAUAACUAGCAAAUGCUCAACUAUGGAUAUCACGGCGUCGAACUCCCAGAUUCCUUCCAGUCAGUAA
Molecule: messenger RNA, 438 nt
Organism: Glarea lozoyensis ATCC 20868
Lineage: Eukaryota; Fungi; Ascomycota; Leotiomycetes; Helotiales; Helotiaceae
Exons: 2
Coding region: 1-438 (145 amino acids)
Source: RefSeq, a predicted model, not a curated record